GCUGUGCGUUGCAAGGCUGGGCUCCAUUAGUGGGCCUACCUGGCACCAAGCCCUACCGGGGCUAUGUGCCAUGACACUUAUAUAGGUUCUCCUUCAGAUAAGCCUUGCACGCUUCGAGCUCUCCCAAGGACAUCUUGUACAAAGGUGAGUAUUUAAGGUCCUUCGGGUCGGUUCCAGGAUCCAGCUUUAUCCGGUGGUCAACGCCUGAUCGCAACGGGGGCAGUUGGUCGGAUUCCACCUUGCUGAAAACGCCCAGGAGGUCGUGAUACUCCGGAGGAACCUCCGAGCGAACACGCUGUCGCAAAGCCUCGCCGUCCUGUGGCAAAAGCUCCUCGGGGGCCAGUGUAGCCUGCGCCUCCUCAAGUCUCCGCUCCAGCAACUUGUCCAGCUCACGAAGGCUGGUGCAGUCCAGGUGGGCGCCCUUGUCCUUAGUCUUCAUCAAGCCGAUCGAACCUAUAAAGGCCAUGUCGCAAGUAUGGUCCUUAUAGCCUCGACUCCAAAUCCCUCGGCAUCCCCACCCAGGACAAGGAAGUUCAGAUCAUUCCGGGAAAACUACAGCAAACUUGACUCCUUUCCCGCCUCUUCGCCGUCCGGCCCAAGUCAGCCGGCCCAGCGGACCUCUCCCGCCCACCGAGCACCAUCCCUCGCACGCGAAAUAGCCGAAGAGCUUGUCAAGACAGGCGUCGGCCCAGGAACCUUGACCGAGCAGUCAAUACUGCUGCAGCUCUCACUCCACCCCAUCAGGGUCAUAUGCAGCGAGUGGGCCAUGUACUCGCUCCUCAUGGGCCGCUACGUGAAACUGUUCGAGUACUCGACCAAGUCCCUCCAAAAGAAGAUAUCCGACAUCACCGACAUCAACCACCCAGAGCACCCGAUCAAACUACUCAACAGCUGGCGCCGCAGGGGGCAGCUGGGCGCCGCCAGGACCAAAGCCAUCAAGUGGUUCCUCGAGCAGCACCAACCCCGCGCCGAGGACGGAAAGGACCUGAGGAAGAAGUGGGACGCGCUGACACAGGAUGUCGACCACGUGGCGCGGCAGAUCGGGGAGUACAGGGGCGUGCUGGAGGGGAUGGUGCCGACGCUGACGAUGGCGAUCCAACUCGAGGACGCCAAGCGGGCGGCCGAGGAGGCGCUGCACGUCAAGCAGCUGACGCUCGUCGCGCUCGUCUUCCUGCCGCUGUCGUACGUGUGCGGCCUCUUCAGCAUGUCCGAGUACUUCUCCGUCCAAGGGGGCCGCACCUGGCUCUACUGGGCGGCCUCCGUGCCCUUGCUCGUUUUUGUUCUGCUUCUUUCGCUGUCUUGGGUCCGUCCAAUGUGCGUUAGAAUAUGGAGGUCCACACGAAAGGUGUUUUUCGGCCCAGGCAAAAAAGAAAGGGGUAAUUAGCGUAUCUGGAAUUAUGGAAAAAUGGCCAAAAACGGCAAAAACAUAC
Molecule: messenger RNA, 1430 nt
Organism: Gaeumannomyces tritici R3-111a-1
Lineage: Eukaryota; Fungi; Ascomycota; Sordariomycetes; Magnaporthales; Magnaporthaceae
Exons: 1
Coding region: 476-1384 (302 amino acids)
Source: RefSeq, a predicted model, not a curated record